This is a messenger RNA of Dinoponera quadriceps, 1766 nucleotides long. RefSeq names its product HD domain-containing protein 2. The transcript has 4 exons. The coding region runs from base 125 to 700 and encodes 191 amino acids. Lineage: Eukaryota; Metazoa; Arthropoda; Insecta; Hymenoptera; Formicidae. Gene Ontology annotation, molecular function: 5'-deoxynucleotidase activity. Gene Ontology annotation, cellular component: cytoplasm. The record is from RefSeq and is a predicted model, not a curated record.
GCGAACACUGUUGGCUGCCCUGCUCCUUCCUCUUGAUUUUUCGAUCCACGAACCGGUUAAUACGCGCGUUGUUUCGUGGAUUCCAUAUAACUGUCAAAAUAACGGUGACGAUAACACGAUCGUGAUGGAUACGAAGAAGCUGCAGCAGUUUAUGGAGCUGGUAGGCCGGCUGAAACAUAUGAAAAGAACAGGAUGGGUGAAACGAAAUAUACCUGAUCCUGAAACAAUUGCCGGACACAUGUAUCGAAUGGCGAUGCUAUCAUUCCUAGUGGAUGGAAAAGAUAACCUAGACAAAACUAAAAUAAUGCAGAUGACGCUAAUUCAUGACUUAGCCGAAUGUAUUGUAGGAGAUAUAACUCCUUAUUGUGGUAUUCCACCGGAUGAGAAACACAGAUUAGAAGAUGAAGCUAUGGAAGACAUUUGUAAAUUGUUGGGUGAUAAAGGAUCUGAUAUAUUACAUAUAUUUCGUGAAUAUGAGAAACAAGAAACCCCGGAAGCGCAAUACGUAAAAGAUUUAGAUAGACUGGACCUAUUGAUGCAAGCGUUCGAAUAUGAGAAGAGGGAUAAUAUCUUUGGGAAAUUGGAGGAGUUCUUUGUUACGACAAAUGGCAAGAUCAAGCAUCCCUUCAUCAGUAAACUCGCCAAUGAUAUAACUUCUGAGAGACAAAUUUUGCUUAAUGGUUCAGACACCGCGAAAUAACAAAGGUGCUGCCUUAAAGGCGUAAAUCUGGAGAAGCAAGUUUCUAAGUAACUAGCUUAAAUGUUAUUUUAAGCUCAUUCGAUUGGAACGUGCAGUAUUAUGCUCCAGAACGAUUAUGACGACAGCUGUUAAUUAUAUAGAGAACAUAUUUCUAGUAAAUGAAAUUUUGUAUAUUGUGAUUUCACGAGAUUUAGCAAUUGUUUGAUUAAUGAAGUCAUUCGAGUGAUAUGUUGCACAGAUUUUACCUACAAAAAGGAGAGAUAUUUAUUUAUGUGUUCACUCAUAUAUAUAUUUUACAUUUUGACAUUACUUUAAAGUUCUUCUUUUAUUAUUGCAGUAACGUGCGUGCAUAUUUCCUACGUUAUUUAUCGUGACUAGUGAUCGUUUACCAAAUAUUAUUCCUUAAACACUGUACAGAUUACAAAAGGAAAAAAGUAAUACGUGUAGACAAUGUAUGGACAUCACACCAAACAUUAUUAUUAAUGUAGUUUUUAAUAUUGCCCGAACAGAGAAGUACCGCUGCCUUUAUGUUUUAUCAAUACUUAAUAUCGUUGUUAGUUUUUGCGUUCUCUCUUGAAAGUGUAAGAUACACUUAUAAUCUUUAUAAUUCCAGUGACCUGGCAUUGUGAAAUGUAUACACUUUGACCUAAUGUUCAUAAGCGAGAUAGUUCUGUCUUCAUGCAGAUUAUUUCCUCCCUUAUUAUUGUAAGAUAUUUUAGAAGAUCCUUAUUAAUAUUUAUGUUGCAGACAAAUUUAUUGUGUUUUUAUAUACAGCAAAAUACCAUGUAUCCAAUUUAUUUGUCUAUUAUUCCAUGUAUCCAAUUUAUUUGUCUAUUAUUCCUAUCUUAGUGAAAGUUCGUGUAAAACGAAUUAAGUGACAGAUACUUGCAAUGUGACAUUUAACUUUGAAUAGAUUCAAUACUUUGAGAAUUUUUUUCAAUUCAGCAUAUUUGCAUAAUCUAACAUAUUAGUUAUUCAUAUCUCCAGAAUGUUUGCGUCAUUUUAAUGAUUGUUAAAUUUUUUAUAAUUCUCUUCAACGUUACGUGACAAUACAGUUUCAGCAUUA